Messenger RNA from Haliotis rubra (blacklip abalone), 1919 nucleotides. RefSeq lists its product as uncharacterized. The transcript has 10 exons. Gene Ontology annotation, biological process: toll-like receptor signaling pathway; immune response; inflammatory response. Lineage: Eukaryota; Metazoa; Mollusca; Gastropoda; Lepetellida; Haliotidae. The record is from RefSeq and is a predicted model, not a curated record. Gene Ontology annotation, cellular component: membrane. Bases 73 to 1518 code for a protein of 481 amino acids. Gene Ontology annotation, molecular function: transmembrane signaling receptor activity.
CACAUGCUGAGUUGAAGUCCAAGUAAAAACUUCUACACACUACAGUGCGGGCUUGAGUUGAAAACAUCAAAGAUGUUGCAACCUUUAUUGGAGAAUGAGCUAUCCCAGAAUUCCGAAACUGAAUCCGUUUCGUCGCCGAAACGAGACGAGGAAAUGGAUUUUGAACCACUUUCAAGCAAUGUGGCCUUGGUAGAUGACAGGAAUACUUCAGGUAUAUUGAUACACUCAGUUGCGAUUGAGGUAGAACCUCUUUCAUCACAAUGUCAGAACCGUAUGGGUGUGGCGCCUUCCCUCUCAGAAGGAAAGAAAUAUCACGUCUUCUUUUCGUAUGAAAAUACUGACCGAGAGUGGGUGGAACAGAUUGCCAACAAACUGGAGUCUCCAGACUUUGGCUUCAAAUGCAGCGUCCACGAGAGAGAUUUUCAUGGGGGCAAGCGUAUCAUUGAAAACAUCACUGAACACAUCCGUCUGUCGGAGAAGACGGUGUUGGUGCUGUCUCCCGACUUCCUACAGAGUCACUGGUGCAUGUUUGAGAUUGAGAUGGGGAUGAUCCUGGGUAUGGAGGAGAGCCAGCUGCUGGUGGUGCCUGUGAUGGUGAAGCAGUGCCCUGUACCUGACAGUAUCAAGACCCUCACCUACAUCGACGCAACUCCUGGCAAUGACUGGUGGCAGAGGUUCAUUGGGGCCAUAGUUUCUAGAGACGACCUCCUCACCAACUACACUGGUACCAGAGACGUGACAGUCCGGCCUCGAUAUGGUAAUAUGGAAAAGUUGACUGAAAUAGCCUCCAACUAUAAGUGUCCAUCAGGAGAAGUCAUAAGGACACCGUAUGUUCCCGAAGCCUUGCUGAGACCAGGAAUACAGAUACCCCCUGAAGAGUUUGACAAGUCAGUUGACUUGAUCCGCUCCGCAACAUGCUUCUGCAAACAUCUCUAUGACUUUGGACCUUGUUGUGUACCCAUUCUUGUGGUGCUACUCCUUGCAGGCUUCGUUGCUAUGCCACUUGUAACAUUUGUUUAUGUUCUUUCCUUCCUUGCUGGCCUCAGUGACUAUCAGCCAAUUAUCAUCUUUGUUUCAACCCUAACAAUUCCGUGGGUAGUGUUCAUUGCCGGCUAUGCCAUACAGCGAUCGACGAGGAAAAGAAGACUUCGAAAAUCAGUGACUGAAGCCAACACAAUAUUUCUGAAAUACAACAUCAUAGUGGGAUUCAACAUGCAGAUGUCUGGGUGUGUUACAUCCAGGACGUUUCUCGAGUUUUGGUUUUACAAUCCGGUUGAGUGCAAGAAUUUCUUGGCACGAUUCCUUGAAGGUAAACACAAGGGAAUGAAUACACGCGUGUCACAGGUAUAUGCAUCCCAGCUGAUUCACCGACAUAGUGUGAGCUACACUUCCGCCUACAAGGAAGGUCAACUGAAGAUCAAACAUGGCGUCAGACAUGUCAGUAACGCUGCUUGUCUGUGUCAGUACAUUGAAGAGAAGUACUGUGAGGGUCAGAUACCACCACUUGAUGUUAUUUGAUUGUCUGUACAUUGAGGAGUACUGUGAGGGUCGGAUACCUCGACUUGAUGUUAUUUGAUUGUCUGUACAUUGAGGAGUACUGUGAGGGUCGGAUACCUCGACUUCAAGUUAUGUGGUUGCCUGUGCAUUGAUACUCUGAGGGUAGAAUAAAAUGCCUCCACUUGAUGUUAUUUGAUUGUCUGUACAUUGAAGAGAAGUACUGUGAGGGUCAGAUACCACCACUUGAUGUUAUUUGAUUGUCUGUACAUUGAGGAGUACUGUGAGGGUCGGAUACCUCGACUUGAUGUUAUUUGAUUGUCUGUACAUUGAGGAGUACUGUGAGGGUCGGAUACCUCGACUUCAAGUUAUGUGGUUGCCUGUGCAUUGAUACUCUGAGGGUAGAAUAAAAUGCCUCCACUUGA